Messenger RNA from Funneliformis caledonium, 344 nucleotides. NCBI's taxonomy places the organism in Eukaryota, Fungi, Glomeromycota, Glomeromycetes, Glomerales, Glomeraceae. The record is from the annotation of a GenBank genome assembly.
AGAACGUUUAUAUAGAUUGCUUCAUUUAUGAAACUAUUGGAUAUGAAAAAUCAUUUAUUCUUGCAACAAUUACAUACUUUCUUCUUCGAACCGGGAAGUGUGUAGUAUUUCUUCCCGAUUAUCGUGAAUUAGCUAAUAACCUAGAAAUUUCAUUAAGUUUGCCUUAUUACUCGCCUACGCUAAUAGUGAUAAAUUUAUGCCAGAGUUCGUCAGUGAACAACAAAACAGCGUUACAUCUUAUGCGAAAGCAGACUAACGAAAAAAAGAUCACACUUUAUAGAGGAUUUGAUGAGGAAGAGAUGACACAAUGGUGGAAGAAAAUGAUUCCAAUUUGCCAUCAAUGA